This is a messenger RNA of Clonostachys rhizophaga, 486 nucleotides long. The record is from the annotation of a GenBank genome assembly. Lineage: Eukaryota; Fungi; Ascomycota; Sordariomycetes; Hypocreales; Bionectriaceae.
AUGGCCAACGCCUCGAAAGCCGCAAAGCGCCCUGCCGCUGGGAAAUCGCCGGCUCAGAAAGCUCGCAAAAAUUGGCGACCGUCGGAAAAGGAAUAUGCGUCAAAACCACCACGAAACUGGAAGCCGCGCCCAGGGGAUAUUCAGGCGGGUGAUCCCGUCUAUGUACCAGCCAAGCGGCGCUACCGUCCGGGCACCGUUGCGUUGCGUGAAAUCAGAAAGUUUCAAUCAAGCACAAAGCUGCUUGUCCAGAAACUCCCAUUCGCUCGUCUGUGUCGAGAAAUCGGACUUCAGUAUCGGCCGGCCGGGAAAGACUUUCGUUGGCAGAGCCAGGCUCUUCAAGCACUACAAGAAGCUGCAGAAGCAUACAUGGUAUAUCUCUUCGAAGAUGCAAAUCUCUGCGCCAUACACGCCAAAAGAGUGACUGUGAUGAAGAAGGAUAUCCAGCUAGCAAGGCGGAUUCGUGGAAUCUGGGGCGGACUGGGUUAG